ACCCGAUUCUACACCCACCCUGCAUUUGACCUGUUAUUCACGUUACAUUCUCCCAGAUGCUUUCUGCACGACUGUCCGUGUGGCCUUAUGAGCCCUCGCGACGCCAUUAUCAUAGAUGUGGAGACAAGCACUGCUGUUAAAGCACGCUAUUCCGCAGCAGAUGCUAUAGUCUAUCGCUGUGCCUGGAACAACGAACAUUCUCAAGCUUGCGGUAUAUUCAUUGGGGGCACUCACAAAAAUAUUCUGUCCCAUCUCCGGCGAUGCCAUGGCGUCGGGUUCAGUACUAGAGAAGACAUCAAUUGCUUGUGGGGUUCAUGCUUGAGGGCAGAACAUUUGAAGAUAGGCAGCAUUCCGAGGCACGUUGCUACACAUCUCGGGAUUCGGUCAAAAUGUUCAGGAUGCGGACGUGUCAUGUCACGCGAAGAUGCCGUUCAAGACCAUAUAAAAAAAUCUCCUGGCUGUGUUGGAGCCAUUGUCGAGAUGGUUCCUGGUCCGGAAGCUCGACUGAUUGUGUCAGCGCAUCGGUAGCUUUAUGGAAAGCAGCAACUUAACAACUUUUUUUAUCUUGCGUCCUUGUCUGAACUUGAGACUCUCCAGAUCUUCAUAUCAUACGCGCUGCUUGAUUACAAUAUAGCUACUUUCUGUUACUUUGUGAGUAUCUCGCACGAAACGUCCAUUUCUCUGCAAACGAAUCAAUGCCACAUCUCAGACUACCUAAUUUAUUAUGACGCAUACUACUCUACUAUGAUGCACACUUUAUGCAGCUCCCCCCCUUUCAAAUGCCCAAUAUCUCUUGUUUUUGUAUCUAUACUCACUCGAGCCUCGUCAUACUUCUUUUCAUUGCUGUUCAAUCACUUUCGCUGGAC
Molecule: messenger RNA, 866 nt
Organism: Suillus paluster
Lineage: Eukaryota; Fungi; Basidiomycota; Agaricomycetes; Boletales; Suillaceae
Exons: 2
Coding region: 88-528 (146 amino acids)
Source: RefSeq, a predicted model, not a curated record